AUGGCGAUGGCGACAGUGCGGCGCCGUGCGGUGUAUGCCCUGGCAGUGCUUGCGCUGCUGUGCGGCUGCUGCUCCUCCGUGUGCGGGGCGACGACGUCGUCCAAAGUGAAGGCGAAUGUGUUAUGUCCGAGCAAGGGAGGAAAAGUACGUUGGCGUGUUUCUGGCGAGAGCAAUUGGAAGGAGUGCCAUAACAAUCUGAAACACUUUGUGAGCGCUGGAAACAAUGAAAUAAAGGAGUCCAUCUGCAUGUUUGCCGAAUCAUGGUGCCCCUCCAUCAUGUCGGGGAAGAAAUCUCCUUCACACCCAGAAGGGAAGAGCAGUAAUGAUGUUGUGUUCACGAUGGACUGUACAACAGAUGGCAACAGUGAACUGCACAAACUGUUGAAAGGCGGAGCCGCCACUACUCGAAAUGAUGGCGAUUUACUUGACAUUUCAGGCAACUGUAAGUUAUCACACCUUCAACUCGCAGAUGGAGUGACACCUGGACCCCAAACUCCAGUGGCCCAACAACCACAAAUACAAACAGCAGCAGCAACAGCGCCAUCUUCGGAGGGAACUCAGCAGGGCGAAAUUUCGGCAGGCAGCAGUGCAGGUACUGGAGUCCCUGAUUCUAAUGCUGCUGAGCAGUCAGGCAGUGCUGGAUCCACAGAGCAUCAGGAAACAUUAACAUCACCGACUGGCGCUGUGGAUUCAUCAAAAGCCACAGGAGACAGCGGGGCGCAAGCACCCUCAGCCUCUGCACAGCCAUCCGGCACCUCCACUUCCAACACUCCCGCUGGCAGCGAUGGUGGAAGCGCCACUACAACCACGACCACCAGCAGCCCCAGUGGUGGGAAACACAUAAAAAGCAACGCGGACGGCAGCGGCACGCCCACUGUGUGGGUGCGUGGCACACUGCUGCUGCUGCUGACGGCUGCUGUUGCCUGUGCUGCUGGGGAGUGA
Molecule: messenger RNA, 942 nt
Organism: Trypanosoma rangeli
Lineage: Eukaryota; Euglenozoa; Kinetoplastea; Trypanosomatida; Trypanosomatidae
Product: mucin-like glycoprotein
Exons: 1
Coding region: 1-942 (313 amino acids)
Source: RefSeq, a predicted model, not a curated record